AUGCUGCAGUCUCUAACAGGGGAUGCUGCUGGCGGAGACCCGGGCCUGAUGGAGUCCAUGCUGAAGCAGUUUGCUGCUGAGAUGGGGGCCCCGGGGGGCCCCCCCUCCCCCCCAGCAGCUGGGGGCCCCCCCUCCCCCGCAGCUGAGGGCCCCCUGGGGGGUUUGUUCUCUGAGGGGCUGCCGUCGCUGCAGCAGAUGCUGGGGGAUUUCACAGAGAGCCCCCUGGGUUCUGGCUUGGCUUCACUUGGGCUUGGGGGGGCCCCCCGGGGGCCCUCUUUAGAGGCCCUUGAGGGACUUAUGAAGAAACUGCCGGAGCUGCAAACCCUCGCAGAGACGAUGAUAAAGAAGAGUGGUGUUGAUGGUGGUUUAUUGGUGGGGUUGCGGGAGCUGCAGCAGCUGCAGCAGCAGCAGGAGGAGGGGGCCCCUAUAGAUAUAGGUAAGAUGUUAUCUGUAUAUAGGGGUUUAUUGGGGGCCCUAAAGAAAAAAGGAAAACAACCAAAACAGCAGCUGCAGCAGCUGCUGCAGCAAAUGAUAGAGGACCCCUCUCUGUCUCCCCCCCCCAUAAGAAUACCAGACACACUCGAACGUAUAUACAACAAAUAUAAACCAGCAGCAGCAGCAGCAGCAGCAGCAGGAGGAGGAGCAGCAGGAGCAGGGGGAGGAGAAGGGUUUGAGGGAGAAUAUGAGUUCGUGAAAUAUCUGUGGCGGUUUUGGGGGGGGGCCCCAGGAGAUAGGUUUUUUCAGCUCAUACACUCCCUGCCGACACCUCUUCCUCCUCCUGAUGCAGAUCAAGGUGCUACUGUUGCUGCUGUAUGUGCUGCUGCUGCUGCUGCUGCUGCUGCUGCUGCUGCUGCAUGUGUUACCGCCCUUGUAUGUGUUGCUGCUGGUGGUUCUGCAGCAGCAGCAGCAGCAGCAAGAAACUAA
Messenger RNA from Eimeria mitis, 924 nucleotides. RefSeq names its product patatin-like phospholipase domain-containing protein, putative. The record is from RefSeq and is a predicted model, not a curated record. NCBI's taxonomy places the organism in Eukaryota, Apicomplexa, Conoidasida, Eucoccidiorida, Eimeriidae. The coding region runs from base 1 to 924 and encodes 307 amino acids. The transcript is spliced from 5 exons.